This is a messenger RNA of Ruditapes philippinarum (Manila clam), 1842 nucleotides long. RefSeq lists its product as uncharacterized. NCBI's taxonomy places the organism in Eukaryota, Metazoa, Mollusca, Bivalvia, Venerida, Veneridae. The record is from RefSeq and is a predicted model, not a curated record. The transcript has 2 exons. Bases 108 to 794 code for a protein of 228 amino acids.
AAGAUGUACAAAAUGUGCACUCUGUCAACUUAAAUCUCAUGUUAAUCUGAAGUAUAAUAGUUGAUGACUUAUGGAAGUCUGGUCUGAUAAAUGACGGAUUGUUCAGCAUGAUCGUACAGACGGGAAAACCGGCUGGUGCCCAGACUGAUCUUUGGAACGAAGUGAUCGAUUCUUUCAACACAUUCAGCGUACUAAGUCCAGCCGAUGUAUCUCAUACUCUGAUAAACGCACUGACAAAGAAACAACACUAUAACCUGCUAGCAAAAGGUGUUGAGUGGAUGAUUUGUACACAUAAAAAACUAGUGUGUGGUUGUCAACUACGCUACAAAUAUAUUCCAGAGAGAUUAUUUAGUUCAAUAAUAUCCUCUUUUUCUCCUCAGUCUUCAGAAACAGAUAUUUUUAUAGGUCUGAACGACGACGCAAGUUCCUCCAUUCAUUCAACGGAGUCUGACAACCCUCAAAACGAAAUUAAGAAAGAUGGACAGGUACCUUUGGAUUGUUACCAAGGAGACAAAAUUAUCGAUGAAAACAUUGUUCAUGUCAGUACAUGUACAACCAACAAUUCUGGACAAGAAGUUUCUUCAGAUGCUGGUAAAUCUUGCUCCGGUGACAAAGGACAAUCGCCGCCAGACAUCAGUAUUCCUACGAGAGGUCAAUCCAGGUUGACACAAUCAUUUUCUGGACCAAUAGCUACAACCACUGAAACAACGUCCGCUCAUUGCCAACCGAGGAGACCAUCUGUAACAAGACAACACGCUAUUUUGACCGAUGACUGGGAAAUAUCUUGUGUUUGAAAUAAUGUCAUGUAUGAUAUAAACUUUCAUUGAUUGCUAUAAUUUGUAGAAUGACUGUAAAAUCAUUGAUAUGAAUAUAUUUCAUAGUUUAUACUAUCUAUAUAAACAUAAAAUAUUUUCACAAGAGUUUUCAGUUUUAAGCAACAUAGUUUACAUGAUUUAUAUAUAUGAACAGAUGUAAUUGACAUUUAAUUAUUCAUUUACUCAACGGAACAGAUAUUUUAUAAAAGAGAACAGAAGCCCAGAUGUCUGUAUAAUCAACAAAAAUCGGUACAUUGUUAUAAUCAAAUUUAAGAUAUUAAUUUAAUAGUAAAAUAUUUUAAAAGAAUAUUCUGUUAAACAUUUCUUAACAGCAGCUGCAACAACAAAGUUUACAAAGUACAAAUGUAAUUAAUAUUCUACUGAACCAAUGAAAGAUUAAUUAUUGAAAUUCUGUCUACGUUUGUUUUAACUCUUUAAAUAUAUGUGUCGAUUUUCAAGUGUUUUAAAUCUUGCCAUACAUACAUGUAUUUACCAACAUUAAUAAAACUAGAUUGUAAGGUCAGCCUUCUGAUGAUUUAAGUGAUAGGUGACGAAAUGGAACGUUGACCUGGGUAUUUCUCUGCACCACGGACUUUCUGCACGAAAGGUAGUGCUAGGAAAACUUUAUAUUCAAACAAAUUUGUCCAUAUAGAUCACUUGCAUAUAUACAGAAACCUAUAAUCAAUAGUGAUAAUAAAAUUCAUAAAGAGUACUGACAGAUCUUAGUAAUUCGCUUAUAAUCAGUAGAUCUUGGUAAGUCCGUGCUUACCGACUGCGCUUGGUAAUCCGGUCCUCAUCGAAUGCGCUUGGUAAUCCGGUCAUUACCGACUGUGCUUGGUAAUCCGGUCAUAAACGACUGCGCUUGGUUAUCCGGUCAUUAGCGACUGUGCCUGGUAAUCCGGUCAUUACCGACUGUGCUUGGUAAUCCGGUCAUUACCAACAGAGCUUGGUAAUUCGGUCCUCACCGACUGCGCUUGGUAAUCCGGUCUUCACCGACUGCGCUUGGUAAUCUGGUCCUCACCGACUG